Venturia canescens is the source of this 2791-nucleotide messenger RNA. RefSeq lists its product as uncharacterized. The transcript has 5 exons. The record is from RefSeq and is a predicted model, not a curated record. Gene Ontology annotation, molecular function: protein binding. NCBI's taxonomy places the organism in Eukaryota, Metazoa, Arthropoda, Insecta, Hymenoptera, Ichneumonidae. The coding region runs from base 176 to 1897 and encodes 573 amino acids.
UAGUAUCAAAACCUACAUCGAACAGUUUGUACGCAAAUAACAGUGCGUUACCGCAUAUGCGGUGGUUACGCACGUAAUAUCCUUUUACCUUUUUUCCUUCUGUCUUUAUCUCUGUUUUGUGAUAUAAUCAAAAACAAAAACAAAGUGCGAUACUGAACUAUAAAGCCAUCCAAAAAUGGAUCCGGCGGUUUUCCCAGAGGAAAUAUGGAUUAAAAUUCUUCUUUACUGCGACGUACCUGACAUUAUCGCUUUUGGCAGUACGUGUAAAUAUCUGCGUAAAACGUCCGACACCGAUUACCUGUGGAAAAUAAAAUGGCUCCAAUUGAUAUCAAAGGUGAAAUUUCGCUUCCCGGACAUAAAAUGUCUACAGCUCUUGAGUGUAAGUUUUAAGGCGAUGUGUUAUCGUCUCCAUAUGGUAAUUACGCUCGGAAAAAAUGUGCCGUUCCCAAGAUGUUAUCACUGCAGCGGUUAUACAUGUCAGCGUAACUGUGUGGAAGGCUCGAACGCGAGGGUGGUUAUAGAGAUAGGAAACAAGUAUACAUGGGUGAUAACACCACAUUUUGGACUCCGAAGACAUUUCUCCCUUUUUGGGAUUCCAAAGUACAACUGGAAGACUCAUGCCGAACAAGUGCAGACUCAGAGUACAGCGAGCAGUAGUGGAAGAAGAAACAAAUCGGACCACAAAUCAAUAGCUCAGAGGCUAAGAUCAUUGAAAAUGACAGAACUAACGAGCGUAAGAAUUCCAAGACCGAGCGGACCAUUCUGUGUUUUCUGUAACCCAGUAAAGCUAUACAGAGAGAAAAAACGGUUGGCAAGCAAUCAGAACGAAACUGCUUCUUAUACUCGGCCAAAUCCGCUUUAUCAAAAACUUGUGAAUGGCUACUGCACCGACACUGUACAAGUAUUAGGAAUUCCCAACGUUGAUGUAGUGAGUCCAGCAGAGGCUCUUCUAAGCGAGGGCUCUUUCAAUGUAUUGAAAAUCUUUGUCGAUCAUCUCUUUCAUCAAAUGGAACUGACAACAACCCUCAGAAAGCCAAAUGCUGUUCUCAUGUUUUGCGAACCUUUGGCUAUGCAUCCCACCUUGAGAAAACAAUUGUUACACUACUUGUUUCAAGAAGUGAAGGUUGCAAGGGUCUGUCUCGUACCGAAACCUCUCGCUGCUUGCGCGAUGUUGGAUGUGGAGACGUGCAUCGUUGUAGACAGCGGUGCCCUCAGUACUACCGUCGCGGUUGUAAUUGGUGGACGGGUUAUGCCUCACCGUUGGAGAUUACUCCCGGUCGGUGGAUGGCACGUAGCUUAUCAUCUAAAGCAAGCGAUGCAUUGGCAACCCAAAGAGUAUCAUCAAAUACCAAUUUCUCAUCUUGACACUAUGGCGGUUAAAGAACGAUGUCGGUUGAGUUACAACAUCGAACACGAAGAACUCAGACGGGGCGCGCCCACAAAAAGAGAACACAUAAAUCUUCGAGUCGACAGUUACGCCGAUUACAAACAAUUUUGGAAAGUUUCUCUGGGCUCGGAACUUUAUGUUGCCCCUGAAAUGAUGUACAUCAGUCUGGGUCUUCCACAAAUAAUAAAGGACGUUACGAACGGUUUAUCCGAGGAUACGAUGCACGAUUGUCUCUCAAAUAUUUUAUUGACUGGUGGUAAUACCGAUCUCUCAGGAUUCGCUCUGAGACUGCACAAGGAUCUUGGAGAAUUGUUGCCGGAACAUAGCGCUAUACUUCAAGUUCGCAGCUGUCCUGGAACUCACAGCUGGAACGUUGCGAUGGGAUCGACUUACGUUUCUCUAGCUGUUCACCCUGACAAAACACCUCCAGAAUAUGUUGAAGGCAAUCCGUUCUGGCUCUCUCGAGAAGAGUACGUCCUCUUUGGAUGUGAGUCACUCUGCGAACAGUAGCGAGCCGGUAAGACCGACGAUAAAUCGGUCGAGAAUAAAAAAAAAGAAAUGAUAUCUCGAUGCCGAGCGGGAAAGAGCGAUUCGAAUUCGUUAAAACAAAAAAAGAAAAGAUUUUAACAAGAAGUUGAGAUUCUGUUUAUCGUAGUUACGUUAUUCGAGAGCUUUAGAGAUUCCUGAGAUAUUCCAAUGUUAUUUGUUACACGUUAAGAAAUCCGAUUAACCUGAUGCACCAAUUCGUUCAAUAAGCCCCUCCCCCCUAACCUUCCAAUUUUUUUGCUAUCGUCGAAAUGAUGUAAAUAGUUUGUCAGAUUUUACUUUGUAAAUAAAACGAGAGAGGGGAAAAAAUGAAAGAGAUUUAUACUAGUGUUGGAAAACGAAAGUAGCCAAAAGGAUAAAAAAUCGAGUAAUUUCAAGAGUGAAUUUCAUGAGAUUGAUUUAAGCGAUACCCAAUUUUCUAGUCAUAUGGAGCAAAUUUAGUGAAAUAUCGGAUAUAAAAAGAAAAAGCACGCAGAGAUAAUUAUUGGAAUUCAAGCUACGUGAUGCCCGGGGCUUCCACGAAAACAUGGCGAGGCUGUUUUUUGUCCUUUUUUUUAAGUCUGAAAAGAGAAAUUUACACGAAAUCUGUAAAUAAAGUACGCUUGUUACAAUGUACCCAUUAUUUAUUUGUUAGACACAUCGAGAUUAUCAAAUAGUGUAUAAUUACCCGAUAAGUAUAUAUACAUAAGGGCGUUGAGCGCGUAAAUGUGUAUGGAGAGAGAAUUCGUAUUAUUUCAUUUUAUUACACGAAUACGCGCCCAAGCGAAAGAAUUUCAGUGUACCUACGCAUGUUUUCGCUCGUUGCGAGGUUUUGUAAAUAUUCUGUGAAUAAAAUUGAUUUUUUCUUUUUUUUAUUAA